Molecule: messenger RNA, 1200 nt
Organism: Haemonchus placei
Lineage: Eukaryota; Metazoa; Nematoda; Chromadorea; Rhabditida; Trichostrongylidae
Source: the annotation of a GenBank genome assembly
AUGUGGGCUUACACUUUUUUGGGUUGUGUUCUUCAAUGGCCAAACGGCAGUAGCAAGCCGUAUUCAGCUAAUUUCGUUCGCGACUGGCUGCCUGCCGUUAACAUACCCGGUUCCACUGCCUAUUCGGGUCUCGAAAAUGGAUGUCGAUUCUUCGUCAUCUUCACCAUCGGAGCGGCUGUCGGUUGUGUGUUCUGCUUCUGCCGAGUACAGCUCCAAUUCCUCCGAACACUCACCACAUUCCAGGAGGCGAUGGAGCAGCGCAUACUAGCCCUUUCACAGGAGAAUCAUUUGCUGAAGUCUCGCUUGGAAUCUCGAACAGCGGCAGAAAGCCUACUUCAGACUGCUCGGCCCGACUUUCCCGCUUUCCCUCCACAAAGCAGCACGCCUCUGUUCACUCAUCAACUGCAAACGUCGUCUGUCGGUUUGCCGUCGUUGACGGUUCCUCCACUGCCUAAUCUGCAUACGACAACCGUCUCCAAUAUUCCACUGUCACACGUACCACUGCUUCCCUCCACUUCUCAGUUGCCAAUCGUGCAACUCUGUCAACUGCAGGCUGCCAUUCAUCAGCAGUACCGCUCCACGCCCUCGUCGUCAGUGUUUUCCGUCGGUUCUGCCUUCCAGCCUUUUCAUGCUCACAAGGAAUCCGUAAUCAUGAAAGCGGAAAGGAUAAGCCCGGACUCAAGCAGCGAUCGUAUAGAACGUGUCAUUCAGAGAGUUCCAUCGCCUCAACAACUCCAUCAGGAACGUGCACCUUCCCAAUCAUUGCUAGGCGCUCUUCUUGCCACUCGGCGAACGUCACCAGCCGUUCCACAAAGCAGAACAGAACAUCACAGUCGCCUCGGAAGCCCUCCUAGGCUUUCUCCGUCGAAGUCCGACUGUGAGUCGAUUUCGUCGUCAGCAUCUCUCUCACCUUCACAGUCAAGCGAGGACCAUCCUGAGUCAUCAGCGAUCAGGCGAGCUCUUGACGGCAACAGUUCAGAUGACAAAAAGGAGCAGUACAUGGACCGGCGUCGGCGGAACAACGAGGCUGCCAAGCGCUGCCGAGCAAAUCGACGAGCAGUAUUCGAGUAUAGAAGUCGUCGUGUACAAUUACUUGAAAGCGAAAACGACCAGCUGAAAGAGGAGAUCGCCAAAUUGAAAAGAGAAGUCGACCAGUUCAAAUCGAUGCUCACCGCUCAGAACAUUAUGGACACACAAUAA